This is a messenger RNA of Eimeria necatrix, 534 nucleotides long. RefSeq lists its product as hypothetical. Gene Ontology annotation, biological process: peptidyl-threonine phosphorylation; peptidyl-serine phosphorylation. The record is from RefSeq and is a predicted model, not a curated record. NCBI's taxonomy places the organism in Eukaryota, Apicomplexa, Conoidasida, Eucoccidiorida, Eimeriidae. The transcript has 2 exons. Gene Ontology annotation, molecular function: ATP binding; protein serine/threonine kinase activity.
CUGGGGGGGACCCUGGGGGGCCCCCUGGGGCCCGGGGGGCCCCUGGGGGGCCCCCAGGGGGGCCCCCUGGGGGCCGGGGGGCCCCUGGGGGGCCCCGGGGGGGCCCCCGGGGACAGGUCUCGGGAGAAAAGUGGGGACAAAGGAGACAGGUUUGGAGAGCGGAUUGGAGAGAGGUUUGGAGACCGAGUUGGAGACAGAUUUGGAGACAGAGGGGAGCGAUUAAAUGUGAUCAAAGUUUGCGAUUUUGGCAGUGCUGCGGACUUCGCCGAAAACGCGCCAACGGCUUAUUUGGUCUCCCGCUUCUACAGGGCCCCCGAGAUCAUUGUGGGCGCCAAGUAUGGGCCCCAAAUCGACGUCUGGGCGGCCGCUGCGACCCUCUUCGAACUCGCCACCGGACAAGUCCUUUUUCAGUCUCUUUUGAGUCUCUUCAUUUGGGUCUCUUUUGGGUCUUCUUUGAGUCGCUUUUGGGUCUCUUUUGGGUCUCUUUUGGGUCUUCUUCGCGUCUCUUUUGGGUCUCUUUUCCCUCUCUUUUGA